This is a messenger RNA of Linum tenue, 285 nucleotides long. Lineage: Eukaryota; Viridiplantae; Streptophyta; Magnoliopsida; Malpighiales; Linaceae. The record is from the annotation of a GenBank genome assembly.
GAAUCGGCUGUGGAAAAAUCCAACUUGCUCUCCCGCUUCGCCCGUAACGAGUUCGACGCCAACUCCAAGGCCACCAUCGGCGUCGAGUUCCAGACCCAGCUCGCCGACAUCGACGGCAAGGAAAUCAAAGCCCAGAUCUGGGACACCGCCGGCCAGGAGCACUUCGGGGCCGUCACCUCCGCCUACUACCGCGGCGCCGUCGGUGCCCUCGUCAUCUACGACAUCACCCGCCGUCAGCUGAAAUCUCCCUGCCGGAUUCCACUUCCACAGCGACCUAGUCUAUGA